Molecule: messenger RNA, 462 nt
Organism: Aspergillus nomiae NRRL 13137
Lineage: Eukaryota; Fungi; Ascomycota; Eurotiomycetes; Eurotiales; Aspergillaceae
Exons: 1
Coding region: 1-462 (153 amino acids)
Source: RefSeq, a predicted model, not a curated record
AUGUCAUACUACCUUUCCAUGGUAAUAAGCGGCGAAGGCAAAGACCCCAAGCAUCGAUCUCACUGGGCAUUCGCAAUCCACCAGCCGGCACAAAUCAUCGGCGAUCUUCUCCACGUCCGACCCAUUGAUUUAAGGCGGUUGUGGUACGAAUUCGAACAUCGCUCGGACUCGGAACUCAUUCUGGUGGAUGCGAUAGGAUUGGCGAAGAUUGCAGAGCUGGAUGGCCCACAGCGCCUGCAAGCAAUCAGUGUGAUCAGAGAUGAAACGGCCCCGAAGGAUGGCGUGAGAAGAUGCCAGGAUUGGGUCUUUAGUGCUUUGAUCGCGCUUGAGGUGGAGGAACUUGUUCCGGCUGGAACGUCCGAGUUGUGGAAAGGGCUGAUGGGGAGAACGGCGACGGAGGUAGAGGAGGCUGUUGGACCGAAAUGGACGAGUUUCCGUGGAUCUCAUAGUUCGCUGCGGUAG